This is a messenger RNA of Colletotrichum fioriniae, 1050 nucleotides long. Lineage: Eukaryota; Fungi; Ascomycota; Sordariomycetes; Glomerellales; Glomerellaceae. The record is from RefSeq and is a predicted model, not a curated record.
AUGAUGGGCGACUCAGAGGCCGCCGCGGCCGUCGCGGCCGGUCGUGUACCACCGGAAAUCAGCCUCGCAUACCUGGAGGAAGACAGAGACGGGCCUUCAAUGGAUGCGUCAAUCUUCAUGUUCGCCAUUACGUUGUUCGUCAUGACCCAAGACAUCCUGGAAGAGACGGAGAUUCUCGAUUUCACCGCCCACCUGAUCUACACAAGCGCGCUUUUCGUCUGCCGUUUUUCGGGACUGGCGUUUUACUACCGAGUGUGCGGCGUCCACAGCCGAUUCCUCCUCGCAAUUAAGGGAGCCGGACUAUUCUUGAUCGCUGGCUACAUCACGCAGAUGCUUCUCAUCAUCUUCCACUGCCUUCCCGUGACAGCGAUAUGGCCUUACGAAUGGCAGUCACAGUUCAAUCAGUACAAAUGCCUUCCAUGGGGCUUUGUCUACGGAAUUAACUCAGCUGUGUCGUUGCUUUGCGACUUUGUUCUCUUUGGAAUACCCGUUGCCAUGUUAUGGAUGUUGGAGAUGACAAGAAAGAGGAAGAUUCAACUUGCUUGCAUCCUAUUGCCCGGAGUUUUUGUUGUCGCGAUUUCAAUUGCCCGUCUCAUUUUAGUCAUCAAUGGUCAAUGGCAACCAGACCAGUCAUGGAUUUACAGCCCGCUUCUCGCAAUCGAAGUAUCCGAAAUUGGUGCCACACUCAUCGCACUCUCAAUCCCAGGAUUCAGGCCUUUGGCAGAAGAGCUUUUCAACAGAGUAGUUGCAAAGCUGAGACAAUGGUUCCCCAGAUUAUUCAACAAGCGGCGGCGGAACUCCACAAUGCACCCCGACUUAUGGUACGAAACACCACCAUGGCAACAAGGCGGAACACCGAUGACGGGAGACUUCAAGUCAAAGGACCUCGAGAGAGUUGUUGGUUUGGAACUGAAGGAAAUUCGGAGCCCCGGCAAAGUCUACCCAAGUCCUAUCGACAAGUACGCGCAAUCCAGUAAAGGCAAGGCAAGACCUGAAAGCACGAACAUCUGGAUGUUUGAGGACCCGGUCAAGGACAAAGAUCGGAUGUGA